Molecule: messenger RNA, 993 nt
Organism: Echinostoma caproni
Lineage: Eukaryota; Metazoa; Platyhelminthes; Trematoda; Plagiorchiida; Echinostomatidae
Source: the annotation of a GenBank genome assembly
AUGAAUCAAACUGAAAUAUUGUACGAGGUUCGAGAACUGUCCAUUUUGAAAAGUGUAACAUUGUGGUCAGUCAAUGUGGUUGGUCUAUUGGCAAAUGUGGUCGGGUUCAGCUUGAUAUCCCAAGUUAAAAUAUCCCUGCCAGCAGCUCGACUUCUGCUUCGUCAUCAGUUUGUCUGCGAUGCGAUAGGCUGCACCGUGGCUAUGGCAUACUGGAUCACAUUCGGUUUGAAAAUCCCGCCAACUCUAUUAAUGGCCACUGCUUUCUCCUAUUUAUGGAGUAAUUAUUUUGUGUUCUGGUUCACAGUGGUUCUCAGCUCCACAAAUCUCGCGAUGCUAUCGUUUGAUCGAUACUGGGCCGUGGUUUGGUUCCGUAGCUAUCGGCGCAACUGUAAGGGCUACCUGAUUUCAUUGAUAAUCAUUAUUUGGGCCUACACUAUCGUCUUCAGUGCACCGCCAAUUAUCUUUUCAUACUAUUACGGGAACCCGACAACGGCAACCAGUCCGAAACUCAGAGCAUGCAUGAUGGCGUAUCAGGUGAUCAUUUUUAUUUUUGCUUAUAUUCUACCCGGAGUGUUGAUCUGUGUGAUUCAAGUCAGAAUUAUACUGUUGUUACGGGGAAAAGUGCACGUCCGAGCGGAGAAAAGUUCAACAAGUGAUCCCUUAGCGCAGGACAGUAACGGUGCAAUCGAUCCAAAUGUGCGUACAAUCACAUUGGGAAUUUUUAUCAUGAUUGUGACCUAUAUUGUGAGCAGAACAUAUGUACACUUUGAGAGUUUACUUGCCACCUUUGGUGUGAUCCGAAUCCGAAUUUUGAAACUAUGGCAGUACGACGGAAUACUACUGUUUUCUAUCAACUUUUCCGUCAAUCCCCUGGCGGUCAUAUUCACUUCGCCCGCUUGUCGUCAGUUACUAAGUCGGAAAACGGCUUGCAUCAUCGAACCGAUUCACCGUUUAUGCUCGAAAUAUGUGCGGAAGAAUGUCAAUUCCGUUUGA